Molecule: messenger RNA, 3045 nt
Organism: Onychostruthus taczanowskii (white-rumped snowfinch)
Lineage: Eukaryota; Metazoa; Chordata; Aves; Passeriformes; Passeridae
Gene: KIF5C
Product: kinesin family member 5C
Exons: 26
Coding region: 6-2879 (957 amino acids)
Biological process (GO): microtubule-based movement
Molecular function (GO): microtubule motor activity; ATP binding; microtubule binding
Source: RefSeq, a predicted model, not a curated record
CCGCCAUGGCGGACCCCGCCGAGUGCAGCAUCAAGGUGAUGUGCCGCUUCCGGCCCCUCAACGAGGCCGAGAUCCUGCGCGGCGACAAAUUCAUCCCCAAAUUCAAGGGCGACGAGACCGUGGUCAUCGGGCAAGGGAAGCCCUACGUCUUUGACAGGGUGUUACCUCCCAACACAACCCAGGAACAAGUUUAUAAUGCCUGUGCCAAGCAGAUUGUCAAAGAUGUCCUGGAGGGCUACAACGGCACCAUCUUUGCCUACGGCCAGACCUCGUCAGGAAAAACUCACACCAUGGAGGGGAAGCUCCACGACCCUCAGCUGAUGGGAAUCAUCCCCAGGAUUGCCCACGACAUCUUCGACCACAUCUACUCCAUGGAUGAGAACCUGGAGUUCCACAUCAAGGUUUCCUACUUUGAGAUAUAUUUGGACAAAAUAAGGGACCUGCUUGAUGUGUCAAAGACAAACCUUGCUGUACAUGAAGAUAAAAACAGAGUCCCCUAUGUCAAGGGCUGCACAGAAAGGUUUGUGUCCAGCCCUGAGGAAGUUCUGGAUGUCAUCGACGAGGGCAAGGCCAACAGGCACGUGGCUGUGACAAACAUGAACGAGCACAGCUCGAGGAGCCACAGCAUCUUCCUCAUCAACAUCAAACAGGAGAACGUGGAGACGGAGAAGAAGCUCAGUGGGAAGCUCUACCUGGUGGACUUGGCUGGCAGUGAGAAGGUCAGCAAAACUGGAGCAGAGGGGGCAGUUCUGGAUGAAGCUAAAAAUAUCAAUAAGUCUCUGUCUGCUCUGGGCAAUGUGAUCUCAGCCUUGGCAGAGGGAACUAAAACCCACGUUCCCUACCGAGACAGCAAAAUGACCAGGAUCCUGCAGGAUUCCCUGGGGGGGAACUGCAGGACCACCAUCGUCAUCUGCUGCUCCCCCUCCGUCUUCAACGAGGCCGAGACCAAAUCCACCCUGAUGUUUGGCCAGAGGGCCAAGACCAUCAAGAACACGGUGUCUGUGAACCUGGAGCUGACAGCAGAGGAGUGGAAGAAGAAGUAUGAGAAGGAGAAGGACAAAAACAAGAGUUUAAAGAAUGUUAUCCAGCACCUGGAGCUGGAGCUGAACAGGUGGAGGAAUGGAGAAGCUGUGCCAGAGGAGGAGCAGAUCAGUGCCAAGGACCAGAAGAACCUGGAGCCCUGUGACAACACCCCAAUUAUUGAUAACAUCACCCCCGUGGUCGCCAGCAUCUCCACAGAGGAGAAGCAGAAAUACGAUGAGGAGAUCGCCAGUCUCUACAGGCAGCUGGAUGAUAAGGAUGAUGAAAUCAACCAGCAGAGCCAGCUGGCUGAAAAAUUAAAGCAGCAAAUGUUGGAUCAAGAGGAGCUUUUGGCCUCCACGAGGAGGGAUUAUGAGAAGAUCCAGGAGGAGCUGACCCGACUCCAGAUCGAGAACGAGGCGGCCAAGGAUGAAGUGAAGGAGGUGCUCCAAGCCCUGGAAGAGCUGGCUGUCAAUUACGACCAGAAAUCCCAGGAGGUGGAGGACAAAACGAGGACCAACGAGCAGCUGGCAGAUGAGCUGGCACAGAAGAGUAGUGCCCUGACAGCGACCCAGAGGGAGCUGGGCCAGUUGCAGGAGCUCAGCAACCACCAGAAGAAGAGAGCCACUGAAAUCCUGAACCUGCUGCUGAAGGAUCUGGGGGAGAUCGGGGGAAUCAUCGGCACCAACGACGUGAAAACCUUGGCAGAUGUGAACGGCGUGAUCGAGGAGGAGUUCACCAUGGCCAGGCUCUACAUCAGCAAGAUGAAGUCGGAGGUGAAGUCUCUGGUGAACCGCAGCAAGCAGCUGGAGAGCGCCCAGAUGGACUCCAACAGGAAGAUGAACGCCAGCGAGAGGGAGCUGGCGGCCUGCCAGCUCCUCAUCUCCCAGCACGAAGCAAAGAUCAAAUCCCUGACAGACUACAUGCAGAACAUGGAGCAGAAGAGGAGGCAGCUGGAGGAGUCCCAGGACUCCCUCAACGAGGAGCUGGCCAAGUUGCGCGCUCAAGAAAAAAUGCACGAAGUCAGCUUCAAGGACAAGGAGAAGGAGCACCUGACACGACUCCAGGAUGCAGAGGAGAUGAAGAAGGCUCUGGAGCAGCAGAUGGAGAGCCACAGGGAAGCCCACCAGAAGCAGCUGUCCAGGCUGAGGGAUGAGAUCGAAGAGAAGCAGAAAAUAAUCGACGAAAUCAGGGACAUGAACCAGAAGCUGCAGCUGGAACAGGAGAAGCUGAGUGCUGAUUAUGAUAAAUUAAAAAUUGAGGACCAGGAAAGAGAAAUGAAAUUGGAAAAGCUCAUACUCCUUAAUGAUAAAAGGGAACAAGCAAGAGAAGACCUUAAAGGGCUGGAGGAAACAGUGGCAAGGGAGCUUCAGACUCUUCACAAUCUGCGCAAGCUGUUUGUCCAGGAUCUUACCACCCGUGUUAAAAAAAGUGUUGAACUGGAUAGUGAUGAUGGAGGUGGAAGCGCGGCGCAGAAGCAGAAAAUUUCCUUUCUUGAGAACAACCUGGAACAACUUACAAAGGUUCACAAACAGCUGGUACGUGAUAAUGCAGAUCUUCGUUGCGAGCUUCCUAAGCUGGAGAAACGCCUUCGAGCUACGGCAGAGAGAGUUAAGGCCCUGGAGAGUGCACUGAAGGAGGCCAAGGAAAACGCCAUGCGCGACCGCAAGCGCUACCAGCAGGAGGUGGAUCGCAUUAAGGAGGCCGUGAGAGCCAAAAACAUGGCCCGGAGAGCACACUCUGCCCAAAUUGCCAAGCCCAUCCGCCCUGGUCACUACCCAGCGUCUUCUCCGACGGCCGUCCACGCCAUCCGAGGGGGAGGGAUGUCCAACUCCAGCUACUACCACAACACCAAAUAAACGAGAGGUCAGUUCCACUUAGCAUGUUAAGGACUGUCAUUAAGUCACAUUAGUUUCUUUUUUGCCCCUCUCCAACCCGGUCCACGUCCUGCCCAUCCUGCGCUUCCCACGGCCGUCGGCGACGCCCCGCUCCAGGUACUCCGAGCUUCGUAGGAUCUCCACGUGU